CGACGAGAAACGAAGAUGAACAACAACCACCAUGUCGGCGACCUCCGCUGCUCGGUCGCCAUGUGCCCGAACGCAGCCCACUCGCAUGGCAUGUGCGUGGCGCACCUCCCGCGCAUGGGCCGCUCCGAGCAGCCGUACUACAUGGAGCACAGCAACCCAGGUCUCUCGAUGACGCGGCCGACGCUGAGCAGCGACUACUCGCGGGCGGACGCGAUGCCCUCCAACCAGUGCGGCACGCCGACGUCGACGCACAGCGGCUCAGACAACUCGGAAGGGCACGGCAACGACUCGAAGCUGCGGCGCGAGCGCAAUCGCAUUGCGGCGCGCAAGAGCCGUCAGCGCAAGCUCGAUAAGAUCAACCACCUGGAGAACGAGAAGGGCCGCCUCGAAGACCACCGCAACAAGCUGCUCAACGAAAUCCGCCAGCUCGAAAGCCGCAUGGAGGGCUCGGUCGCGACGACCAAGAAAAUUCUCACCGACUCGGAGUACGAGGCGCUCCAGCUCGCGCGCACGCGCAUCAUUGAAGACGUGCAUGCAAUGUACAAUGCGAGCAUGAUUGAGGAGACGAUGAAGUACUUUCGCGAAGACUCGAUCGUGAGCGGUCCGCAAAACUCGGUGCACCUGCGCGGGAAGGACGCGAUCGUGCUCGACUACCUCUGCACCGAGUGUCUCUUCAAGAACUUCCAGAUCACGCACACGCGCAUCGACUGCGGCGGGCCGCGCAGCCAGCACUUUCGCGUCUACUGGGUCUUCACGGGCACGAUCAAGGACACGGGCGAGUGCAUGAACAAGGAGUUCCUCGACCUCUUCCGCAACGUGCUCGACCGCGAGGUGUCGAUCGACGGCGUCUCCAACUACUCGUUUUCGGGCGACAAGAUCGUGUACAUCCACCGAACCGCCGACCAGGCCAAGUUCCUCUCCAACCUCGUGCGCAUGUCCAAGCAAGCGUCUGCGCACUAAAUUGUGUGUUUAUAUCUGUUGCAUCUUUAUCGACGUGUCUUGGC
Messenger RNA from Saprolegnia parasitica CBS 223.65, 1004 nucleotides. RefSeq lists its product as hypothetical. Gene Ontology annotation, molecular function: RNA polymerase II cis-regulatory region sequence-specific DNA binding; DNA-binding transcription factor activity, RNA polymerase II-specific. NCBI's taxonomy places the organism in Eukaryota, Oomycota, Saprolegniomycetes, Saprolegniales, Saprolegniaceae. Gene Ontology annotation, biological process: regulation of transcription by RNA polymerase II. The transcript has a single exon. Gene Ontology annotation, cellular component: transcription regulator complex. The coding region runs from base 16 to 960 and encodes 314 amino acids. The record is from RefSeq and is a predicted model, not a curated record.